This is a messenger RNA of Anastrepha ludens (Mexican fruit fly), 2320 nucleotides long. RefSeq names its product polyadenylate-binding protein-interacting protein 2 (gene Paip2). Gene Ontology annotation, molecular function: mRNA regulatory element binding translation repressor activity. Gene Ontology annotation, biological process: negative regulation of translational initiation. The record is from RefSeq and is a predicted model, not a curated record. The transcript is spliced from 4 exons. The coding region runs from base 239 to 613 and encodes 124 amino acids. Gene Ontology annotation, cellular component: cytoplasm. Lineage: Eukaryota; Metazoa; Arthropoda; Insecta; Diptera; Tephritidae.
UUCGUUGGUGUCAGUCAGUCGAUCGCGUUCAUUAGCUCGCAACGCAGUGAAGUGUUUAAUAUAAAAAUAUUUAUAAUUCAAUAUUUCUGGCGCUUUGUUCUGUUUUUCAUUUGUUUAGUUUUCUACACAGCUGCUUUAAAAAAUUUUGAAUUUACGAAUUUAUAGCAUCGAAUGUAAAUUAAUUCGAAUUAAUUGAUUCACAAGUUGUAAAUUUUUCAAGCAAAAACUGACAAACAAAAUGAUUUUGAAAGUUCCUUCAAAUGAUUGGUCCGACCAAUUUGAAUAUGUAGUGGAGGAAGAUGAUUCGCUAUCAGAUUUAGAAGAUGAACAGGAUUUCUCUGAGUAUUUAUGGAUGGAGAAUGAAGAAGAGUUCGAUAAGAACGAGUUAAAACGUCUCGAAGAAGAGGAUAUUAUGAAAGAAUGCAUUGAGGCAAUGCUUGAGGACGAACUUGAAGCUGAAUUGGCUGAAUGGCAGAAAGCAAAAACCGAAGAGUUAAAUGCAGCAUUAUCCUCGCUCGCUGUGAGCGAAUGCAAUGUUGAACAUUCCAUUCUCAAUCCUCUGGCUGCUGAGUUCGUUCCGCAAAAGCACAUCAUUGGACUGGGUACUUCGUAAACCCCACCCCAUCAUCUCUUACCCCUAAUUGGAAUGUAAUGCAACACACGAAUCAUUAAAACGGAACGCAUCAACAAUACCAUAUGAAAUUGUACGUAAUGACCCGAAUAACACAAACUCAAAAUAAAAUAAAAAAUUGAAAUAUUCUUAUUCAAGUAUAUUUCAAGAAAACAACAAAAAAACAAACACCAAACGUCUGUGCAGACGCCGCAAUGAGGGUAAUAUUUACUCGCCAUUGUUUGCCAAUAAAAGCAAGAGGUGUUUCAAAUUGACAAACAAAAAUACAAAAAAAUACUAAUGAAAAUUGCAAAAAAACAAAAAACUAAAAGCCAAACAAAAAGCAAAAAAUAAUAAUUUUAAAUUACAAUAAUUUACUGAUUGUUGCCCUGCGUUAGUUCCAAAUUUUUAAAGCUAAUAUUUUAGCAAGUUGUUUGUGGCAAGUCCAACGUACAAAUCGCUUUUAAUUUAUUGUGGGUAUUUUAUACGCAUAUACUUUUCACAAUUACCUCAACACUUUACUUUCGAAUCGCCCUGUCUUAUUAUCGAGACGAGCUACUUGAUUCAAGAAGACUCUUGCCUCAGGCUGCAUCAGUAGUGCAAAGAGAAUGAAUAUGAAGGAGAGCAUUUCGGUCAUUAUUUGUUUGUUGUAAAAACAUUUAUCUAGUUUUAAAUAAGUGAUAAAAUGAUAAAUUGUUAGUCCAGAAUUGAUAUUCAGAUGAUUUGAGAAAUUAAAAAUGUGAUCAUUAAUACUGUAGCUUUCCAUACUAAAUGUUUACGUAUAUUUUUUUAUUGUUAUGUUUUAAUUCACUUUCGUUGCAAGCAAACUCAAUUCAAACUUAAAUUGUAUUAUGAUCUACCAAUUACACAUUUUAUACAUACGCAUAUAGUGUAUACUUAACAUAGUGCUUUCUAUAUUUAUAUGCUUGAACGCUCCAAAUUCAAUGUAAACUACAUAGGUAUUCCCCAUCACUACCUUUUUAGCUUUAAUGGAAAAUUGUAAAGUUAUUUGUAAUUUAAAAUUGAAAAAAAAAAUUUAAUAAAGUCAAAUGUAGUGUCUGAAAUUACAAGAAUACAUACAUAAUAGACAUCUUAAUAUGCUUAACUAUCAAAGCAAAUAUUAAUGAAUCCAAUAUAAAUUUACAAUAAAAAGCACAUAAUUGAAAUUAAAUUACAUUAACGUAGUGUAUAACCAUUUAAUUUGAUAAAAGCUAUUCUUGGACGAAUAAAUAAAAGAAAAAUACCAAAGUUAAAAUAAUGGUAAAUACUCCAAUGGUAUUUAACUUUGCCAACUCUUUAUAUUUAUAUACAUAUAUAUACGACACUCCAACUUUAUGUAUGUAUGUGUUUGUACAUCAGCCUCGUAAAAUUGACCUGCUUCAAGCAAAAUUAUCUUAAAGACUAAUGCUAAAUAUAGUGUUAUUGUAGUUUAUGAAUUAAACUUAAAAUAUAUGAAAACGAAAAAAAAAAAAUAUUAAAAAUAAAAACGUUUAUCAUUAGCAAAGUGUUUCAUAAGUAAGCAUACGUGCGUAUUGUAUAUUAUAACACGUUAAGAAUGCAAGACAUGAACAAAAAAAAAUACUAUUACCUUUAUGUGUGAUAUAAAAAUACAAAAACUUUAAAAAAGUAACAUUAUGAGAAUAAAAGCCAAACAAAAAAAGAUGAAAAAACUAUUAAAAUCUCAAUAAAAAAGUAUUAUAGCAGUAAUAA